This is a messenger RNA of Balaenoptera musculus (blue whale), 9998 nucleotides long. RefSeq names its product potassium voltage-gated channel subfamily B member 1 (gene KCNB1). The transcript is spliced from 3 exons. Gene Ontology annotation, biological process: potassium ion transmembrane transport; protein homooligomerization. The record is from RefSeq and is a predicted model, not a curated record. NCBI's taxonomy places the organism in Eukaryota, Metazoa, Chordata, Mammalia, Artiodactyla, Balaenopteridae. Gene Ontology annotation, molecular function: delayed rectifier potassium channel activity; protein binding. Bases 549 to 3128 code for a protein of 859 amino acids. Gene Ontology annotation, cellular component: voltage-gated potassium channel complex; membrane.
CCGACUCUGGGCUCUCAGAAGUGCGGGACAGAAUCGCAGCGAGCGCGGAGCCGAAGCUCAGCCCCGACUUGUUGAUCUCGCCCAAGCAGCCGCCACCGCUGCCGCGGGAGCAGGAGGAGGAGGAGGAGGAGGUGGAGCAGGAGGCGCCGCCCGAUCCCGGUCUUGCCACCCGCGCCCCCAGCGCCCCCAGCGCCCGUCCGCGCCCCCAGCCUUGGAGAGCGCGCUUCGGCCCCGCAGCGCCUGCUGCUCCGGCGCGUCGCCUGCCCGUCCGGCGUAGGCCGGGCCCAGCCCGGCCCCGGGUCCGCCGCUGCCCGCGGGCUGGGGCGCCCGGGCGACCGCGGCGAUGCGCGGUCCCUGGCCCCGGGAGGCGGCCACCCUGGGGCCGUCGGGAUGGAGGUGAGAAGACGGCCGUGACGCGCGCCCGCGCGGCCCCCUGCGCCCCCAGCAGCCCACAGCGCUCCCUGCCCCCCUCCGCCGCGGCGGCUGGCCUUGCCCUCCAGUGACAGCGGCCUGGGGGGGCAGGGGGGGCGGGGGCGGCCGGACCAGCGAUGCCGGCGGGCAUGACGAAGCAUGGCUCCCGCUCCACCAGCUCGCUGCCACCCGAGCCCAUGGAGAUCGUGCGCAGCAAGGCGUGCUCGAGGCGCGUCCGCCUCAACGUCGGUGGGCUGGCGCACGAGGUGCUCUGGCGCACCCUGGACCGCCUGCCCCGCACGCGGCUGGGCAAGCUGCGCGACUGCAACACGCACGACUCGCUGCUGGAGGUGUGCGAUGACUACAGCCUCGACGACAAUGAGUACUUCUUCGACCGCCACCCGGGCGCCUUCACCUCCAUCCUCAACUUCUACCGCACCGGACGGCUGCACAUGAUGGAGGAGAUGUGCGCGCUCAGCUUCAGCCAAGAGCUCGACUACUGGGGCAUCGACGAAAUCUACCUGGAGUCCUGCUGCCAGGCCCGCUACCACCAGAAGAAGGAACAGAUGAAUGAGGAGCUCAAGCGUGAGGCAGAAACCCUACGGGAGCGGGAGGGUGAGGAGUUCGAUAACACGUGCUGCGCGGAGAAGAGAAAAAAGCUCUGGGACUUACUGGAGAAGCCCAAUUCCUCUGUGGCCGCCAAGAUCCUUGCCAUAAUUUCCAUCAUGUUCAUCGUCCUCUCCACCAUUGCCCUGUCUCUCAACACACUGCCCGAGCUGCAGAGCCUUGAUGAGUUUGGCCAGACCACAGACAACCCCCAGCUGGCCCACGUGGAGGCCGUGUGCAUUGCGUGGUUCACCAUGGAGUACCUGCUGCGGUUCCUCUCCUCCCCCAAAAAGUGGAAGUUCUUCAAGGGCCCGCUCAACGCCAUUGACUUGUUGGCAAUCCUGCCAUAUUAUGUCACCAUCUUCCUCACUGAAUCUAACAAGAGCGUGCUGCAGUUCCAGAAUGUCCGCCGCGUGGUCCAGAUCUUCCGCAUCAUGCGUAUUCUCCGCAUUCUUAAGCUCGCACGUCACUCCACUGGCCUCCAGUCCUUGGGCUUCACUCUGCGGAGGAGCUACAACGAGCUGGGCUUGCUCAUCCUCUUCCUUGCCAUGGGCAUCAUGAUCUUCUCCAGCCUUGUCUUCUUUGCCGAGAAGGAUGAGGAUGACACCAAGUUCAAAAGCAUCCCAGCCUCUUUCUGGUGGGCCACCAUCACCAUGACGACUGUUGGGUAUGGAGACAUCUACCCCAAGACUCUCCUGGGGAAAAUUGUGGGGGGUCUUUGCUGCAUUGCAGGGGUCCUGGUGAUUGCUCUUCCCAUCCCCAUCAUUGUCAAUAACUUCUCUGAGUUCUACAAGGAGCAGAAGAGGCAGGAGAAAGCAAUCAAGCGGAGAGAGGCUCUGGAGAGAGCCAAGAGAAAUGGCAGCAUCGUAUCCAUGAACAUGAAGGAUGCAUUCCCCCGGAGCAUCGAGGUGAUGGACAUUGUGGUUGAGAAAAGUGGAGAGAAUGUGGGUCAGAAAGACAAAGUAGUGCAAGAUAAUCACUUGUCUCCCAACAAAUGGAAAUGGACAAAGAGGACACUGUCCGAAACCAGCUCAAGUAAGUCCUUUGAAACCAAGGAGCAGGGAUCCCCUGAGAAGGCCAGAUCGUCUUCUAGUCCUCAGCACCUGAACGUCCAGCAGUUGGAAGACAUGUACAAUAAGAUGGCCAAGACACAAUCUCAACCCAUCCUCAAUACUAAGGAGUCAGCAACACAGAGCAAACCAAAGGAAGAACUUGAAAUGGAGAGCAUCCCCAGCCCCGUAGCCCCUCUGCCCACUCGUACAGAAGGGGUCAUUGACAUGCGAAGCAUGUCGAGCAUUGAUAGCUUCAUUAGCUGUGCCACAGACUUCCCUGAAGCCACCAGAUUCUCCCAUAGCCCUUUGGCAUCACUCCCCAGCAAAACUGGAGGUGGCAUGGCCCCAGAGGUUGGCUGGCAGGGAGCUCUGGGUGCCACUGGUAGUAGGUUUGUGGAGGCCAACCCCACCCCUGAUGCCAGCCAUCCCUCUGCUUUCUUCAUUGAGAGCCCCAAGAGUUCCAUGAAGACCACCAACCCCUUGAAGCUUCGAGCACUUAAAGUCAACUUCAUGGAGGGCGAUCCCAGACCAUUAGUCCCCGUUCUGGGGAUGUACCAUGACCCUCUUAGGAACCGGGGGGGUGCUGCGGCAGCUGUUGCUGGGCUGGAGUGUGCCACACUCUUGGACAGGCCUGUGCUGAGUCCAGAGUCCUCCAUCUACACCACAGCAAGUGCUAGGACACCCCCCCGGUCGCCAGAGAAACACACAGCAAUAGCGUUCAACUUUGAAGCAGGUAUCCACCAGUACAUUGAUGCGGACACAGAUGAUGAGGGGCAAGUGCUCUACAGUGUGGACUCCAGCCCCCCCAAGAGCCUCCACGGGAACACUAGUCCCAAGUUCAGUGUCGGGACAAGAUCAGAGAAGAACCACUUUGAAAGCUCCCCCUUACCCACCUCCCCUAAGUUCUUAAGGCAGAACUGUAUUUACUCUACAGAAGCAUUGACUGGAAAAACUCCCAGUGGUCAGGAAAAGUGCAAGCUUGAGAACCACAUCUCCCCCGACGUCCGCGUGUUGCCGGGGGGAGGAGCCCAUGGAAGCACACGGGAUCAGAGCAUCUGAACCACCUCCACACGGAGGAGAGACUUGUGGCAGGGUCCAGAGAGGAGUGCUGUUCAGCUUACCUGCCGUGGAGCUUUUCUGCAUGACCUCUGAGACAGAAAGCCUCGGCAAAGCCCCCAGAAAGAAGAGAGACCAGAGAAAGCUCCCUUAAAACCUUGAGAGCCGUUAACGGGUCCAUCAGAUCGAAGUUGGCCAAGCCACAGGGUAUGGCGCCUCCUUGUAACAGCUCCACGGCCCUCUUUGGAAGAUGACAAGAGCAGAACUCACAGCCACCACUACCACGUUCUAGACAUAACCAAGGCCACCUACUCCCCAUUCUUCUCUCGUGGCUUUCCAUCACAGCCUCUGAGGGCAAGAUCUCCUUCCCUCCUGGCUUCAGCUGGAGAAGGAUGCCGGAACAAGUGGCUGGUGUUAAAAGAGUGGGUUGACCAAUUUGGUUUUGGGUGUUGCCUGGCCACCUCUAGGAACUUCUGUCCAUCACCUGCUGGAUGGAUCUCACUGUUAGAAGGCUACAGGGAAUGCUUGUGUCAUGGGGAAAACUGCACCAUAAGCCACGAUCCCAGCGCAAAACCCUUCCUCAAAUGUCUUCAUUGACUUCAGUAUUCCGUAGUACCUGAGAUUUUAUUUUGAGAUAUCAUCAGGGUGAGUUGCACCACUUGUACUCAAUUCUACUUGCCCCCUGGCAAUCUGGGAAGGGUUCAGAAGGCGGGCACUCAGCCAACAGUAUGAACUCUGAGUAUUGCUUUAGGGUUAUAGAAGGAAAAUGCUUUCUGUACAUCGCUAGUGUAGACUCAAAAGAUAUGCAAGUGUCAAAUAUGCAGAAGAAUAGCUUAUUCAAAGAGACUGUAUGUUACCGAAGAACAGAAUAAAAUCUGAUUUUUUUUUACCUGAAAAAAACAAAAGGAAAAGAAAAAACCCCAAUUGAAAUGCCCAGUUCAGACUUUUGAAUACUUCCUGCUGGGGCAGGGAAAACAUUUACUAUAAUAGAAAUUCUCUUUUGUUUCCUGUGAUAUUCAAGUUUGAAAAAAAAAAAAGUUAAAAUAAAAAGCACUUUAUGUUUUUCAAAAAUAGGUUCUACCAGGGACAGUGUCAACAUCUUGCACUUUAAAACAAGCAUGAUUUCCCGUGGGCCACUUGUUGGGACUACAGUUGGGUUUUUGCUCCAGGCGUGUGUCUGGCCACGGUGAGUGAUACUGUGCUGGUAUUGCUGUCUGCUGUGUCAAAGUCUGUGGGCUCCUUCCCUGCCGCCCUGAAGCUUCCCCUUAACCCUCUUGCAUCAGGAAGGGUUCUUGGCCCCUGCAUGGGGCCCCUUAUAAAGUCAUGUGUACAGCAAACAGGAACAUCUCAGAAGAAUGAAGUAGACGGUUGGGCAUUGGGUGUUUUACUCUGUUCUCUUUCUUGUCAACCAGGUGUUGGUGUGUUUUCAGUGUCACUCUCUGUACUAACAGCUCAGCUCUCCUUUCUGCAGCCAUCAGUGCAGCCAGUACCGACAAAAGCAAUAAGUGUCUGUGUGCAUUGUGAGCGGUUCUGGUCUAUCUCUUGGUGUUGGUCUUCCUGUCUUAGUUUGAUGACCUGGCGUUGACCUGCCUGAUUUUAGUCCAACAGCAUGGUGGUGUUGGCCAUUCCUCAGGUCAGUAACACGGGGUGGAGCUGCUGGUUAGCAGGAUGCCAAGCUGUUGGCCCAUGUGUCAGUAAAGAUGACACAUUAUUGAUCUGCUUGUCUUUAGUACAGUGAACCGAUGUUGUCCUCCUAAUACAAUUUCGAAGGAUGGGGUCCCAAGUACGAUAGCCUAGAUCUGCUGAUCCUCAAUACAGUGCCAGGCAUACGUCUUCCUGAUGGAACAAAACGUGGUUUCCCUGUCCUUCAUAGAAUAUGUUGUUGGUCUGCCUGUUAGUACAAUGGCACAAUCCACCUGUCAGGGCACAGACAUCAUGGCGUCAUUCUGCCUGCCCUCUGCACAGUGGCAUGAGGUUGGGCAACCUGUCACAGGUAUGAUGACAUGGGAUCAUUCCACUGCCCUUAAAAACGUGUGUUCUCUGCUGCGUAUGCACCCGGUUCAUACUGCUUCUCAGCAUCUCCAAGGAUUGUAGAUCCCUCCAAGAGGGUGCAGUCCUGUUUUCUGCUGCAUUAACAAAGUAUCUUGGCUCUGGAAGUAUCUUCGGAGUACUCUCGCAGCAAAUACAAAGGGAUUUAAGGGGCAGGGAGUAUGAGGUCAUCCUGUGCUGGUGGCACACCAGAGAGAGGAAGCUCCCAAGGUGCUUUACCGAGCACACAGUACAAGCUGGGGGCCUGUGGAGGAAAGGCCGCAGAACAGUCCUCCCUGGGCCAUCUCACGUCUCUUUGUUUCCAUCACCAUUUACAUCCGCCAUCAGCACAAAUGUGAAAAUUCAGGGAAAACAAACAAAUGCUUUUUGAUAAAAGUAAAUAGUUGUGAUUUCCGAUUCAGAUUUUUUAGAGCUGAUGCUAUCUGUGAAAAUUAAUAAUAAUAAUAUAGUCUAUUUUACAUAUCAGGAAAGUGAACAUGUUUAAAUAUAGCCAUAUAUAGCGAGAAGGAACUUACCACCCCUUCUUCAAAUCGAGGCAUUUCAUUUGCUGGUUGAAGCAGACGAGAAGUGUACAGAUUAGAAAUGAUUUCUUUCUUUCUUUUUUUUUAAACUAAUAACCAAUUGGUGCAACUCUCCUUGUCUCUAACCAAAGGCCCUUUCUGCCUUGUGUGGUCAUGCAGGACCUACCCCUUCCUUCCUCAUGUAUUUUGUCUGAACUUAAAGUAGCAUUUUAUUGAGUCACUUUUGAAGGAUGAAUUCAGAAGUAUCAUUAAGAACCUACCUUUUCAGGCUUAAUAGCCAGAGUCCUAUAGAGUUCUUAUAGAAACAGAAUAACUGAAACUCAGCAUAUACUAUGCUUAGAAAGUAUUGCGUUUUGUUUUGGGUUUUCCUUUUACUUGUGGAUGUAUUGUAGGAAUAUAGCUUUUACCCUGUGCCGAUUCAAAAUAGAGUAUUGUAAGUUCUCCCAGGCCCCCACCUGCCAAAAAGAAACAUAUCCAGAUUUUUAAUAUGUGUACACCCUACCUGUACCUGUGUACGUGCACUGGGAUAUCUACCUGAGUCUCCAGUGAGAAGCUAACCUUGAUAGACGGGUGGUGAUGGAGGAGAGGAAAGCAAUGGUUUGGAGGCAAAUACUGCUUUAACUUGAUGGUCCAUGUACCACCCAUUCCUAAACCAACGAAAGUGGGAAAAAAACGAGUCAUGAAUGAAUGAAUUGGAAAGAAAUGAAUCUAGGGACCGGAGGUGAAUGGAUGCCUGGUCCCUUUGGCAAAGUCAGUGAAACUCAUCAAGAACCCCACCAAACUUACACCAUUAUCAAAAAGGGCUAGGGACCAGGUAGCUCUGUGUCCUGAUCACACAGGGGAAUGCCCACGACCAGCAGAGAGAGGUGGGAAAGCUCUGGAGGAGUCCAUUUAUUCAUCUUUUUACUUUGGGGUAAAGAAGAACAAUAGGACUUCGGUGCAGUAGAUUUCUCAGUGCCUUCUUUAGGAAUUUUACCUUAAGCACACUUAAUGGGGAAAGAAAAAAGAGGAAAGAACAUUCAUUCCCGUGAAGCCCCUUUCUCUAAAAGCACUGGGGAUCAAGAAGGAAGACAAUGACGAUGGGGAAACGGCAAAAUCCUGAGGAGGCCAUUUCCUUUCAACCCACCUGGCUUGCCCCUUUGAAUUGCUGGUGAUACAAACUUUUUCAGACUGAUUCCUGACCUCUCCUCCGCCGUGUCUUAGUAACUGUAAGCCUCACCCCUGCCCUUUCUCUGAAUAAGAUCCAUGUUUCUAAGGAGAAAAAACAGAACCGUACCCUCUUCUGUAAAACUGUAAUGUAUCGUUGAUGUUUGUAACUGUUGUAUAUUUCUGUCUUGCUCCAAGUUAUGGCUGGAGUGUAUAUUCCAUGGGCAGGGGGAAAUUUAAAAUUCACCCCGGACAAGGGUCACUAAUGCCAGGUGUCUCUCUCUCUCUCUCCUUUCCUCAUUUCUCUGCCAACUAGUCUCAAGUAACAUGACCCCGGGCUUCAGCCUCCAGUCAAGUAACUUUGAAUCCAAUGUGGUGAGAAGCCUCUAGCAUGUGAUCCUUUGAGAAAGGACUUUUUCUACUGCUGCGAAGUUGGCAGGCGUUAAAAGGGGGCUUCCCCUGACUCCCCCAGCAGGACAGUGGAGAACCUGCAGCCCUGAGCUAAAAUUUCCUCGCCUCCCACUGCUUACAUGACAGCAUCCAAAUGCUUUCACUCAACCCGGGCGACUCAAACCAGCCCUGGCUACACCCAGAAAUAAGAGUUACCUCUGUAUUUUCUGUUGCCAUUUUUCUGGCUCUAGAAGUAUCUGAUGCGUGACUACAUCAUAGGAUGUCCACGCAUCUCAGAGUAGUCUAUUUUUCUGUUCAGAUAAAAUAUAUAUAUAUGUAUUUUUAGCAAAUUUAUAAUUGGGCCAUUGAGUCUAAUUUCUUCUUUUGUAAUACAGAAUAACAUUUUAGGGGUUUUAUUGUUGGUCAUAAUCGCAGCUGAUAUCUCCUGGUCUCCUUCAUUUCCUCCUGUUGCUCCUUGGAUCGUUUUUUUUCUUCUUCUUUUUGAUUCUGAUUUUCUGGAGGUGGGGAAAGACUUUGGGGUCUGACUUCCUCAUGCAGGCAUUUCCUGACACAAGGCCUAGAAUCUGUUGACCUGUUACUUUCCUCAUUCUGUCUGUUCUAUUUAUUGUUCUUAAAAAUCCAGAACACAGAUGCAGGAGUGAAACCAGGGGAAGCAGGGCUACAGAUGGCCCUCAAAAUCAGGAUGGGAUGUGGGCUGGUUUAGCUCAUCCUCCACACCGUUCUGGGGAUCUAAAGGGACUGAGUUUGUUCAUUUCCAGAGAUCUUGGAAUCUAAAAUCUCGUGCGAGAAAACCUCCCUCUGGCAUUUCUGAGAUUCAGAAGACACCUAAACCCCUCUUGGCUGGCCUGCUGCCACGCCCAGCGCCCUGCUCCCCUGUGACAUCAAUUGGAUCUGAAGGUCAGGGCACUUUCAGGUUCUUACGAAACUUAGAGAAAAUCCUGGGCCUCAGAUCUCAUCAACUUUUUAUCAGUUCUUCAUUUCAAUCCAUUUCCAACAGCCUUACCAAAAAACAGUGGCCAGACAAGCUUGCAGCCAAAUUCUGAGAAGACGUGUCCCCAGAAUCUGCCAUCUCAUCUCCCCUUCCCUUUCCAGCUGCCUGGCUGCACAGAGCCAGAGAUUCGUGGCAAGGGCAGUGGUAUUUUUCCAGCUUCCGCCUAUCCAGGCCUCGGGGAGUGUCUGGACUCUCCUGAUAAUUAAUUCCACCAGGCGGUUUCCAGGCCUCGGGUGGGCAGCGGACAUCUCACGAAGCAGGAUCUUCAGCAGGAAAUGAUUCUCCAUCCAUCAGCUCAUGCAGGAAGAUGAAGUAAGCCCAGAUAGUCUCCAUCUUGUACCUAUAGAUUUUCAUAUCCCACCUGCCUCGCUGUCAGCUACAGGGCUCUGGCCUCUGCCCAGGUCAGAGAUCUGAGCCAAAUCAGGACCCCCAGAUGGCAGUGAGCCAUCCCUGUUGGGUCAACCCCAAGAGGAGACCAUCUGAAGUACAAAUGUGUCAUUCUGGACUAAGAUUCUAAUAAGCGUUUACCCCCCCCCACCCCCCACCCCAAAUUCCUGGUAAUCUGGUUUGAACCAGAGCCAAAUAAAACAGACAAGAUUUUUUUAAACUACUGCACAAGAACAACAACAACAAAAUUGUCUCCCAGUCAUUUGCUAGGUUUGAUGCCCAGAUAAGCAAACACCCUUGCCUGUGGCCGUUUUCAUCUAGAAGUUGUGUAGUCUGGGUUUCCAUCCACUGACCUUGAUAUUGGCUUAACCUGGAAUUUCUCCUGAACUCCCCAAAAUGCCAUCUUGAAGACAUGGAUUUGGAAGGGACUCUGUUAAUCGAGUGACCCCUCAUCUUCACUGCUAACUCUCCAUUCCUUCUUGCAAAGAUCCCGGAGAGAUCUAAAGGUUGGCGGGGAUGGGGAUGCAGUUCACCUGAAGGAGAGCCCACCUGCCCACAUUAUGUCUGCAUGCCAGUCUCUGAAAGUUUCUCCUGCAUGAAAGGGACAGGGCAGUCAAUUUUGGCUCAAAUUAAGGAAGCACUUCUAAUAGGUGGGCCUGCCUCACCAUGGAACUCGAUGCCCUGUUGGGUAAUGAGCUCUCUGACAGCACAGGUGUUUAAAGACAGGCUAGUUGAUGUACAAAACGGAUGUUGCUGAGGGAACCUAGCACUGCAUGCUGACUGAACUGAACGUCUGGGGAAGUUCUCUCUCCAGCACCUCCGCCCCACCCCCUUCCAACGUAUGCACGUGUGCGUGUGUGUGGUUUGAACAUCCGAGCACAGGCUCAAGCCACUGGGACAAAGGCAGAGAGCACAGUUAGCAGAAACUCAGAUUCUAGAAUGCGGAGCUUUCUGGGGGGAUGUCAGGGAGGGAAGUGGCAGCAGGAUACCCUGAUCCUCUCUGCUCCCCAUCUUGGACAGUUUUAGUGACUCUGUUGGUCGCUUAUCCACCCCCAGUUCCCUGACAGGGACCACACUGUGUGGGUUGAGGCUCGUGCUCCCCUCCCCCAGGCCAGCCAAGGAGCAACCCCCCCCCCCCAUUUGGGUGGCCUUCUCACGGUGCUUCAGUCCUUCUGCCCAGGCCCUGGGCCCUCGUAGGCCUCAGGCUUUCUGUACAAGAGAUACAAUUAUCCUUAACCCACUCGCCAGCUGCCUAAUGAACAAACUGGCCAGGCAAUAGCAAAUGGUACCAUCCCCAAAGGGUUUUUUUUUUUUUUGGCAAAUAAAACAGGAAAUCCCAUUCAAGACCCUUGAAAGUCCCCACCCAAU